Messenger RNA from Octopus sinensis (East Asian common octopus), 2948 nucleotides. Its product is annotated as zinc finger protein 271-like. Gene Ontology annotation, biological process: negative regulation of transcription by RNA polymerase II. The coding region runs from base 530 to 2650 and encodes 706 amino acids. Gene Ontology annotation, cellular component: nucleus. NCBI's taxonomy places the organism in Eukaryota, Metazoa, Mollusca, Cephalopoda, Octopoda, Octopodidae. The record is from RefSeq and is a predicted model, not a curated record. The transcript has 2 exons. Gene Ontology annotation, molecular function: RNA polymerase II cis-regulatory region sequence-specific DNA binding; DNA-binding transcription repressor activity, RNA polymerase II-specific.
UCUGCAGCCAUCUUGCUUGAUGCUGAGAAAUCCUUCGUUUUGUCUUCAGAAGAUUUUGGGAUCAACCAUUAAAUCUAUUAUUGCACAAACUAUAGAUUUAUAUGCCGCAAAAGAAUAUCAGAUGACACUGGCAUAGCAGAAGAUGCAGCUUUGAUAUUUAUCUUUUGAAGACUGACUGAAAAUGCUAUAUGGGACGGAUAUUUAACACUGUGUCUAUAAAUUUAUCAUAGAGUUCAAGUGACAUAUUUGCAGUGAACUGAGAUUAUUAGCAACAUUUCUGUGCGUUAUAAUCUGGAAUGUGUACAAAAUGUGUGUGCUAAUUUCAUUUGGGCAAAUUUUCAAGCAUUUUUAGAUAAAGAUAAGACUGGAGAGAGAUAUUGAAGUUGAAAAACUUUGUAAUGAAUAAAUUAUAAAAGCAAAAAUUGCAACAAAUAUACAUAGAGGGAAAUAUGUAUAUACAUAUUGAGAUUUGAGGUGAAAAAUAUUGAAAAACUGAGAAAAUUAAGGAAUUGAUUCUUUUCCUGAAGACAUGCCUAAAGAUACAAGAAAACCAUCACAUGACUGUGAUAUCUGUAAAAAGUCAUUCUCUCAAAAGUGUAAUCUAACUAGCCAUAAACUUAUUCACACAGGUGAGAAGCCAUAUCGCUGUGAUAUCUGUGGUGAAUCAUUCUCUGUACGUAGCAGUCUAACCACACAUGUACGUGUACAUACAGGAGAAAAGCCAUAUCAGUGUGAUAUCUGUGGUAAAUCAUUCUCUGUACGUGGUAGCUUAACAACACAUAAGCAUGUUCAUACAGGAGAGAAGCCAUAUCAGUGUGAUAUCUGUGGUAAAUCAUUCUCUGUACAUGGCAGCCUAACAACACAUGUACGUGUACACACAGGAGAGAAGCCAUAUCAGUGUGAUAUCUGUGGUAAAUCAUUCUCUGUGCGUAGUAGCUUAACAACACAUAAACAUGUACACACAGGAGAAAAGCCAUAUCAGUGUGAUAUCUGUGGCAUAUCAUUCACUGAAACUGGUCACUUAACGGUACACAAACGUGUUCAUACAGGAGAGAAACCAUAUUGCUGCGAUGUCUGUGGUAAAUCAUUCUCUCGGAAUGGUAACCUAACGAAACACAAACGAAUUCAUACAGGAGAGAAGCCAUAUCACUGUGAUAUCUGUGGUAAAUCAUUCCCUGGCAGUGGUGACUUAACUACACACAAACGUAGUCAUACCGGAGAGAAGCCGUAUCAUUGUGGUAUCUGUGGUAAAUCAUUUUCUGCAAAGUGUGCUUUAACUUCUCACCAAAGUGUGCAUACAGGCGAGAAGCCAUUUCACUGUGAUGUCUGUGGUAAAUCAUUCUCUCGAAUUAAUUACUUAGCUGCUCACAAGCGUAUUCAUACAGGAGAGAAGCCAUAUCACUGUGAUAUCUGCGGUAAAUCAUUCAGUCAAGGCAAUGACUUGACUAAGCACCACCGUAUUCAUACAGGGGAGAAGCCUUAUCACUGUGAAAUCUGUGGUAAAUCAUUCUAUGGAAGUAGUGAAUUAACUGGCCACAAACGUCUUCAUACAGGAGAGAAGCGGUACCGUUGUGAUAUCUGUGGUAAAUCAUUCACUCGAAAUACAACCUUAACUACUCACAAACGAAUUCAUACAGGAGAUAAGCCAUAUCAGUGUGAUAUCUGUAGUAAAUCAUUCUCCCAAAUUGUCAACUUGACUGUGCACAAGCGUAUCCAUACAGGAGAGAAGCCGUAUCGGUGUGAUAUCUGCAGCAAAUCAUUCUCUGUAAUUCAUAGCUUAAAACUACACAAACGUAUUCAUACAGGAGAGAAGCCAUAUCAAUGUGAUAUCUGUGGUAAAUCAUUUAGUGCAAGCCUUAACUUAAAACGACACAAACGUAUCCACACAGGAGAGAAGCCAUAUCAGUGUGAUAUCUGUGGUAAAUCAUUCUCUGUACGUAGUAGCUUAACAACACAUAGACGUAUUCAUACAGGAGAAAAGCCAUAUCGCUGUGUUAUCUGUGGUAAAUCAUUUUCUGAAAGUAUUCACUUAACAUCACACAAACAGAUUCAUGUAAAAGGAGAGACAUAUCAGUGUGAUAUCUGUGGUAAAUCAUUCUCCCAAAUUCGUAAUGUUACUAAGCACAAACGUAUUCAUACCGGAGAGAAGCCAUAUCAGUGUAUUUUCUGUGGUAAAUCAUUCUGUGGAAGUGGUGAGUUAACUCUACACAAGCGUACUCAUACAGGAGAGAAGCCAUACCAAUGUGAUAUCUGCGGUAAAUCAUUCUCUGGAGGUAGUGAGUUAACUAUACAUAAACGUAUUCAUACAGGGAAGAAGCCAUUUCACUGUGAGGUUUGUGGUAAGUCGUUCUCUCAAAGUAGUAAUUUAAUAACACACAAACGCAUUCAUUCAGGGGAGAAACCAUAUCAGUGUGAUAUCUGUGGUAAAUCAUUUACUGUCAAUAGUACCCUAAUUUACCACAAACGUAUUCACACAGGAGAGAAGCCAUACCAGUGCGAUAUCUGUAGUAAAUCAUUCUCCGUAAAAAGUACCUUAAUAAUACAUAAACGUAUUCAUACAGGAGAAAAGCCUUAUCAUUGUGAUAUUUGCAGUAAAUCAUUCUCUGAAAGUAGUAAGCUAAAAGUACAUAAACGUGUUCACACAGGCUAGAAGCCACACCAUUGUUAUAUAUAUGGUAAAUCAUUCCCUCAAAUUAGUAGCUUAAUAGUACAUGGAUGUUAUUCAUACAGGAGAGAAGCCAUAUAAAUGUGAUAUUUAUAGGAAGACAUUCUCUCGAAAUAGUAAUUUAAGAAUACACAAAUAUGUUCAUGCUAGGUAGAAGCCACAUCACUGUGACGUCAUCAUCAUCGCUUAGCGUCCGCUUUCCAUGCUAGCAUGGGUUGGACGGUUUGACUGGGGUCUGGGAAACCAGAAGGAUGCACCAGGCUCCAGUCUGAUCUGGCAGUGU